GUCGAGCUUAAAAUGUUGCGGUCUGGGUGAGGGAUAUUGCAGAGUAUAUAUUAAGCGACGAGCACAGUUAGAAUGCCUACCAUCAACACUCUCCUAAUCAGCACACAUACACAAUGGCAAAGUGUGUGGCCCCCGAAGAAUCAGGAUGGACAUUCUGUCCAAACCUCCCUGCCGCCAUCCUCUUCACCGUCCUCUACGGGCUCUGCAUCUUCAUCCACCUCUUCCUCGCGGUCAGAACACGCAAGAAAUUCUGCUGGGUCAUCAUCAUGGGCAGCGCCUGGCUAACCGUGGGCUUCGCCCUCCGCGCCAAAGCCGCCGACCACAUCAGCGGCCUGGGCGACUUCAUCCCGCAGAGCAUUAUCAUCUUCCUCGGGCCCCUGUGGCUCAAUGGCUUCGUGUACAUGGUCAUGGGCCGGAUGGUGCAUAUGCUUCUGAAGCGGGACCAGCUAUACCGUAUCAGUGCGCGAAGAUUGACGCUCAUCUUCGUUAUACUUGAUAUCAUUGCCUUCUUCGUGCAGGCUUCUUCUAGCGGGCCGAUGGCUGAUGAUGACCCUGAUACUGCUGAGAUGGGCUCGUAUAUCAUGAUGGGCGGCGUCGCCAUUCAACAAGCCUUCAUAACGUUUUUCGUGGUCCUGGCCGCACGCUUCCACUACAAACUCCUCCUCGGCGCACGGUACACCCCGUCAUACCCCCUCGAACAGAACCACCUGGUCGGGGCUUCCACGCAUGAGCGCGACGACAACACAAUCGUCAAACCCGCCUUCUACACCGUCCCCUGGCGCCGCCUGCUCUACGCGCUCUACAUAACGCUCAUCCUGAUAACAAUCCGGAACAUCUUCCGGCUAAUUGAGUUCUCGGAUGGCGUGCAUGGGUAUAUCGCUACGCACGAGGCGUUCUUCUACUCGCUGGAUGCGCUGCCGAUUUUUGCGGGGCUGAUUGUGCUGGCUGUUGUGCAUCCGUCUUGUGUGCUUGAGGGGCCGGAUAGUGAGUUUCCACCACGGGAGAAGAAGAGAAAUCGCAAAGAGGGGGGCAGAAGGCGGCGGAGGAGGAGUAGGGGAAAGGGGGUGGAGAGUGAGGGUGAGGAGCACCGUGGGGGAGUUACGCAUGUGUGA
Molecule: messenger RNA, 1112 nt
Organism: Aspergillus calidoustus
Lineage: Eukaryota; Fungi; Ascomycota; Eurotiomycetes; Eurotiales; Aspergillaceae
Source: the annotation of a GenBank genome assembly